AUGGCACCAAAAGCUGAAAAGAAACCUGCAUCAAAAGCUCCUGCUGAAAAAAAACCAGCUGCUAAAAAAACUGCUUCUUCAACUGAAGGUACUAAAAAGAGAACUAAAACAAGAAAAGAAACUUAUUCAUCAUAUAUUUAUAAAGUUUUAAAACAAACUCAUCCAGAUACUGGUAUUUCACAAAAAGCUAUGUCAAUUAUGAAUUCUUUUGUUAACGAUAUUUUUGAAAGAAUUGCUUCUGAAGCUUCAAAAUUGGCUGCUUAUAAUAAAAAAUCAACUAUAUCUGCAAGAGAAAUUCAAACUGCUGUUAGAUUAAUUUUACCUGGUGAAUUGGCUAAACAUGCAGUUUCUGAAGGUACAAGAGCUGUUACUAAAUAUUCAUCAGCUUCAAAUUAA
This is a messenger RNA of Insectozyma verbasci, 396 nucleotides long. The record is from the annotation of a GenBank genome assembly. NCBI's taxonomy places the organism in Eukaryota, Fungi, Ascomycota, Pichiomycetes, Serinales, Debaryomycetaceae.